GUUGUUGGCGUUGGGCGGAGAGGAUUCUCGUGGGUUCCCAACAUGCUCGGAGGAUAACACGCUUGAAUUAAGCAAGUGCCCAAUAAAAUAAAAAAACUUGAUAAUAAUAGUAGCAAAAAGUAACAGAAGAAAUGAGCUGGGGGAAAUGGUGAUGGAAUGGUGGUUGUGGGUACAUGGUUAAAGAACUCCACGACGAAAAGGGUGUUGGAAUCUGGUCUCAAAGUUUAAGCUUGACCCGCAUUUGUGGUUUUUGAGGAAUUCCAUUUGGUGGGACUGUGGUACUGUUUGGGGCCAUUGUAGCGUUGUUUGAAGAGGGCCCAUUUGAUGAUUUGUGUAGUGGUCCACCUGGAGUUGUUAGUGGAGAAGCUUCUGCAAGACUGAGAGGAAAUUCAUAAUAUUAGUAGUACAGGACCGGGUCUCUUUUAAGUUUUUCUGAUACACAUGGCCAAUAGUAAUAAUCAUUAACAGAUUGUACGGAGGGAUGGGUAAAUAAUACUGGGAUCCUGGAGGGCUCAAAAAUAAGUGACUGGACCUUGUGUCUAAGCUGCCGCACAGCGGAUGGUGUUUAGGUGAAAUAGUGUAACAAUCCUCGGAAGUUGUGGAUUUAAAGUUUGAAGUCAAUUUAUAUAGAUCUGUAUGAUUUAAUGUCAUGGAAUGGAUCAGGCAUUGGGGCAGCAGGAGGAGAUUUAACAGGCUUGUUGUUACAGUGGACAUUUGGAUAUCUAGCUAGAGCUAGGUGCAGGUAGUGUUUGAACAGUAAGAAAAAGCUGGGGGCUGAUACACUUUGUGUCAAGCUACAGGGAUUGUGAUAUGAUUGAUUGGUGACAGCCUAGGGUUCUGCUUGGAUAGUUGGUGUGGUAUGAGUGGUUGGCUUUUGGCCGGAGAUAUUUUUAGAGCAGUUUGUUGUGUUUGAUUUGGCUUUUUUUGGAUUGGUUGAGCACAGGAUCGGUUCCGUUGUAGAUUGUUUUAUUUCACAGUUUGGGUUAGACUGGUGUUGGGAAUGAAUGAUUCUAGUUUAGAGUUUUUGUCCUUCAGUUGGGCUGGAUUGUUUCUUUCCAGCCCGGGUUGGAUUGGUCAGGUGGGUAUAAGGAUAUGUAAAUUGCAGGAGGCACAUGGGAGGUGACCAGGUAACUUGCGAACCGUCACUAGGUAAGCUUGAUUUGCCAGCUUUGAUUUGCAAUUAAUAGGACAAUGGAGGGCGUCCGAGUCUAAUGCUGUAGGGUAGUCCUGUAAAUGUGGAUUUUUAGAGCUCUUAAGGAGAGUAGGAAGGAGUCCUGUAGCUCUCCUAGUAAUAGUACAUGAUUUCUAUGGCACAUUUAAAAUGGUGGGCUGCUUUGCUAUUGCUAUUGCUGCUGGCGAUAAGCUUGGGAGUUGAAUGCAAAAGUACAGAGAGUGUCGUGUUGGCAGAAGGUCCUGGUCAACAAGAGGCGUUUCCUGACAGGGUAGAGAGAGCUGCCCUUUUCAACUUGAGGUCAUCCUUGGGGUUGAGGAGCAGGGAAUGGCCCAAGAAGGUUAACCCCUGCACGACUUGGAAAGGAAUUGAGUGUAACGCAGGGAGGGUUGUUGGUAUUAAUUUGUCUGGAUUCAGGAGGACUGUAGCGGGUUCAAAGAAUCCUCGGUUUGCUGUAGAAGGCUUGCAGAACCUUACAUUUUUGCAGGAGUUCAAUGCUUCUGGGUUUGCAUUGCCUGGUUCUGUGCCAUCCUGGUUUGGCCAACUCACAGCGUUAAUAACAGUGGACCUCAGCUCUGCCUCCGUUAAUGGGGAACUUCCUCCUUCCCUCGGCAAUUUAUCUAAUCUGAAUGCUCUUGUUCUGUCCCGGAAUAACAUCACAGGAACUAUUCCCUCCUCUUUGGGCCAACUCUCCAGAUUGACAAUUCUGGAUUUAUCAUUCAAUAAUUUGACUGGAACAAUUUCUCUAUUAUUUGCAAAUUUGAAGAACCUGACUAUGUUUGAUCUUUCGUCAAACAAAUUGCAAGGACAAAUUCCAAAUGGUAUUGGAAAUCUUACAAAGCUUGCACGGCUGAAAUUGGCAAGUAACAACAUCAGUGGUGACAUUCCAAAUCAGUUGGGGGAUCUCUCUUUGUUGGAUGACCUUGAUCUGAGUUCAAAUGCACUUUCUGCUUCCAUUCCAAAGGAACUUGGAAAACUUAAGAAUCUGACAAAUUUGGUUCUUUCAAACAACAAUCUACAAGGCCCAAUUCCUGAGGAAAUUUUCAACUGUACUGCACUCCAAAUUAUUCGUUUGGAUCAAAACAAUUUGACAAAUCCUCUGCCAAGUUCCAUUAAGAAAUUGGUGAACAUUAGGAAUGUAAGUCUCUCUCAUAAUCAGUUCUAUGGUACCUUGCCACCUGGACUUACAGGUCUUCGUCAAUUGGUAGCUAUUGAUUUUUCAAAUAAUUUCUUUGAGAAUAAAAUACCAAAUGGUCUUUCGCUUGCAGUAUUACUUGAUGAGCAAAACUGUUUACAGGGAGUAGAAAAGCAGCGGCCAUUUAAAGAAUGUGAAUCAUUCUAUUCUGCAAGGAAGCUAUCAUUUUCUGGUUUUGCGGAAAUAAGUCCCUCUCUUCCACCUCAAACAACAGUUGAAUCCUCUGGUGGAAAUAAUAAACAUUUAGGAGCAAUUUUAGGAGGUGUAUUUGGUGGCUUGGGUUUUGUGCUACUUGUGAUCGUUGUAGUUUACUUAUAUCUAAAGUAUGAGAGAAAAGUUGAUCACAGAGAAAGGGAUGUAAAUCCCUCUGUCCGGAGAGCAGGCCAACAAACAGUUGGAAUUACAGUUAACUUGUCACAACUCGGAGAAUCUUUUGGUUAUGAGCAGUUGUCUCGAGCAACUGAAGACUUUAGUGCCUCUCAUCUCUUAAAGAAUGGGCACUCAGGUGAUCUGUAUCAAGGCCUCUUGGAAGGUGGUGUUCCAAUUGUUGUUAAGAGAAUUGCUUUAAACACAUUUAAAAAAGAUGGAUAUCUUUCAGAGUUGGAUAUAUUGGGAAGGGCCUCACACACAAGGCUUGUACCUCUUUUAGGCCACUGUUUAGAGCGCGAUGACGAGAAGCUUCUUGUUUAUAAAUACAUGCCAAACAGAGAUCUUUCUUAUGCACUUUACAAAAAAGCCAGUUCACCAGAAGAUACAUUACAGUCAUUGGAUUGGAUAACACGUCUCAAAAUAGCCAUUGGAGCAGCUGAAGGUCUCUCAUUUCUGCAUCAUGAAUGCGCACCUCCUCUUGUUCACAGGGAUGUUCAAGCAAGUAGCAUCCUCCUGGAUGAUAAAUUUGAAGUACGGCUUGGAAGCUUGACUGAAGCCUGUCCACAAGAGGGAGAAGCUCCCCAAAGUGUUCUAGCUCGGAUACUCCGGAUAUCACAAACUUCAGAUCAAGGGAUGACAGCAGGCACCCCCAUUGCAACGUGUGCUUACGAUGUGUACUGCUUUGGAAAAGUCUUAAUGGAGUUGGUAUCUGGUAAAUUAGGGAUUAGUGGAUCUAAUGAUCCAAGUGCAGGUGCCUGGUUAGACUGGGCAUUGCCGUUAAUUAGUAUAUAUGAAAAGGAAUCAGUAACCAAAAUUGUAGAUCCAUCUCUUAUUGUCGAUGAAGAUCUUCUAGAAGAGGUGUGGGCCAUGGCUAUUGUGGCUAAGUCAUGUUUGAAUCCAAAACCCUCAAAAAGGCCACUAAUGAGAUACAUAUUGAAAGCUUUGGAAAAUCCUUUAAAAGUUGUCAGAGAAGAUAAUGCCAAUGCAUCUGCACGCCUAAGAACAUCAUCUCGUGGGUCAUGGAAUGCUGCUCUUUUUGGAAGUUGGCGGCAUAGUUCUUCUGAAAUUGUGGCUAUUCCUGGGCCUCUUAGAGAAGAAUACACUCAGAAAGGUCUUUUAAAACAGGCAGGAACUGCAGGUUCUCAAGGUAGUGGUCAAGGUGGUGAUGUAUCUUCACAUAAAAGAUUGUCCAAUGAGAUAUUUCCUGAGCCAAUGGAGGAAGCAGUGGUCCCAGCAUCGAGUACAGAUAUAGAGAAACAAGAUGAUUAGGAAUUUAUUCUUUCGGAAUAAUUCAUGACAGGCUCCCCAUUUGAGGGUCUGCUGUAUUGGUAGAGGACUGAAUAUUGAUGGGCACAUAGCUAUUGCACCCUUGUGCAUCAGGAUGGAGGGUACUGCCUUAAAUUUUCUUUCCCACACCACAAUUUCCCAAAUUUAAAAUCCAGGGCAGUUUCAGGUUUAUUUCUUGAUGCAGGAGCUUUUGAAAGAUGUGUUCUAAAGGCAGUGGUGCAUGAUGAAACAUGGAAUGGUUUACUCUACUCUGCUGCAUUCUUGGCUGUCUUGAAUCCCUUCACUUGUCAGCAUAUUUUUAUGUAUUUCAAGCCUUAUCCAGGGCUCCAUAUGCAAUUGCCUAUUCACCAUUGUAUUCUUUUUUCCCUGCUUACAGUUCACUGGAUGAUUGUUGUAAUUCUGUUUACCUCAUAGUUCCAACAGGUUAGUCUGACAGGUUUUGUGUUUUCAUGAGCGAAGUGUGAUUACAUGGUGAAUUAUAAGCUGGGAAGCAUGUGUAAGAUCCAACUUGAGCUGUGUAUAGUUGGUUCUCUAUCUUGAGGAUUUGAUUGUCAAAAGUAUUGCAGUGUCAUGGUACACAAUUAUUUCGAAAUGGGUGCACAUAGCGACAUGAUGCCACAUAUUCAAAUGUGCUGAGAUGUUGGGCCAGAACAUUCAUUCACACUGUAUUAACCAAACUAAGUUUUAUUCAUAAAGAACUGAUGUGGGCAGAUAUGCAGUGAGACACAUGCUGUGUCUAUAUGCUUUCCGUGGGCCCAAAGCAUGGUAUCUUGUUAAAUUGUAUUCCAUUUCUGCUAUGCAGGUAUGCCUGAUCCAAGUGGGUUUAAUCAAAUGCUUUUGCCCUUCACAAGAGUAUUCACAUCAUACAAUGGUUGGCUGUUGUGGUCUUCGCAUGAAAUUUUUACCUAAAGUUGAUUUUCUUCUUCAUUUCUAGUUUUUUCAAGCAAAAUUCAUCAACUGUUGAUAUGAAUGUCUGAACUAUCAACUAUCAAUGUCUUCUUGUAUUAACUGGUGGUCAUAGGUGCUUAUUUGACAACGUUUUUUGAGCUGCAGCCAGAGCGAGGUUGCACUAUUUUUUCUGCUAUUCUUAUUGAUAUGAUAAAUAUGAGAAAUGCUUUUAUUCUUCAUGCA
This is a messenger RNA of Cryptomeria japonica (Japanese cedar), 5153 nucleotides long. Its product is annotated as probable LRR receptor-like serine/threonine-protein kinase At2g16250. The record is from RefSeq and is a predicted model, not a curated record. Gene Ontology annotation, molecular function: protein kinase activity; receptor serine/threonine kinase binding; ATP binding. Lineage: Eukaryota; Viridiplantae; Streptophyta; Pinopsida; Cupressales; Cupressaceae. The coding region runs from base 1299 to 4004 and encodes 901 amino acids. Gene Ontology annotation, biological process: protein phosphorylation. The transcript is spliced from 4 exons.